AUGAAGAAGCCCACACCCGUCGAGGACUUGGUAAUACCACCGCAAGACAAAAAGAUAUGCGGGACGAUAUGCGUGAGUCAAAUGACAGCAGUGCUGAGCGCUGUGUCACUCGUGUACCUCACAGUGGCCAUAUACAUGCCGUAUACGCACGCGAUCGCAUCAGGUAUCGACCCCACGCCAAUCAUGUGCACCACAACACGAGCCGUCAACAAAGACAACUGCGAUUGGGGCUCCUGUGGCGAGUGGUGCCUUAGCAAAACCCCUGGCGCGUGCAUACAAAUCUACGUAAAUGUUCGCAAAAAUGGAUCGUCGCUAUUGCUAUCCGAAUGCGGGAGUGCUGCUAACAAAACUUGCUAUGGAAUCGACCAAGAGAACGCCAAGAAGUAUCAUUGCAUCCGCGAUGAGUGCAAGAAUCUCACAGGCACUUUCAACUGUACGGAAGGGAAAUGUAUAAACAUAACCGACGCGUUCGAGUGUGCAUUCAGAGAAACAGACCCACCGUUAAAGUGCUCCGGUAGAAGAGGAAAAAUUACUUGUAUAGACGUUCAUGGUUUGUUUUAUUGUAACAGAGGAACUUGUAGAAAGAUACGAACGCCCUACAAUUGCGACAGGCGCUGUGUUGACAUACCGACCCGUAAUAAAAACGUCAUAGUUCUUAGUGGUGAUAGAGUGUUUCUGGCGAAAUGUGCGAAACUGUCCCAAGAAGAAGGGGGGCAAGUGGUCUGGAAUGACUCUGGGGAGGAAGUGUUGAUGUUGUCGUGUCAUGCGGUACACAAUGGCACGUCCGGGGUCGUGGCGGUCGACUGCAUCAAUGCCGCAUUGCUGCCGCGCUCUGACAUAUCAGACUUGACUAAUUUCACAUACCUUCAGUAUUUGUAUACUUCGAAAGCUACGCCUAACCGUCUCAUUGCUCCUUCUGAGGUUGAACUUACUAUGGCCGAACUUAUAUGGCGAAUGCACUAA
Chilo suppressalis (striped riceborer) is the source of this 963-nucleotide messenger RNA. Lineage: Eukaryota; Metazoa; Arthropoda; Insecta; Lepidoptera; Crambidae. The record is from the annotation of a GenBank genome assembly.